Macadamia integrifolia is the source of this 1048-nucleotide messenger RNA. RefSeq lists its product as uncharacterized. The transcript is spliced from 2 exons. Gene Ontology annotation, molecular function: protein binding. The record is from RefSeq and is a predicted model, not a curated record. Bases 251 to 850 code for a protein of 199 amino acids. NCBI's taxonomy places the organism in Eukaryota, Viridiplantae, Streptophyta, Magnoliopsida, Proteales, Proteaceae.
AAUAACUCAUUCAAGUCCUUAUGCUCCCAUGCAUGCCCAGUAGUAAGUACUCACCUGUUCAUGAAGUUAAGGCGAACCUACGUAGCCAAGUUGGAAAGAGCAGAAGCUCCACGAAAGGUGGGCCCUUAUUAAUGUCCCCUAAAUUUCUUCAUUAGAUCCUCAGUCAUCUAUAUAACCAGCUCGGUUCACCAGUCCAUCACACCAAAGAGUUGCACAGAGAGAGAGAGAGAGAGAGAUUCAUCUCAUAUCCAUGGUUUCAUUUCAAACCCCAGUUUCUCCAAAUCAGAGAAAAAUGAUUCCUCAGAUUGAGAAUUCACCAAAAAAGAGGAGAUGGGAAGAGGUAGAAGAAGCCAAAGAGGAUCUCGAGAAGAAUUCAAGAAGGACAUCAAAACUGUUUGAUAUUGAGCUCCACCUUGAACAGAAGCCCUUGCCUUCUGAGUGGCAAAGAUGCCUCGAUAUCCAGUCAGGGAAGAUACACUUCUACAACACAAGGACCCAGAAGAAAACCUCUAUGGAUCCAAGGCAAUGUCCAGAGGCAUAUGGUGAUAGUAGUCCCAAACAUAUGAGCUUAGACUUGGAACUCAACCUAGCUUAUGACCAAUCACUCAAGACCCAUUCGGAUGAUAAUUGGGCUAAACGUGAACCGGUUUAUAGAUCGACCGGUUCGGAGCUAUCGACGGAGCUUGAUCAGCCGGAGAUGGUGGCAGCUGUGUGCCGGCGGUGUCACAUGUUAGUUAUGUUGUGCAAGUCGUCCCCUGUAUGCCCCAGCUGCAAAUUCUUGCACCCACCUGACCAAGGUGUUCCAACCCUGUUCAAAAGGCAUAGACUGUUGUGUGCAAGGACUAAUUGAGGCCUUAAUGUUUGUUCAUCAUCUCUCUAACCCAUGGCCAAAGAAGAAGAAGAAGAAGAAGAAGAAGAAGAAGAAGAAAUCAAUAGAAAUAGAAUAAAAAGUUUGAUGUUGGUUAUAAGUGGGUGUAAUUCUAUUCUACUACUGCUACUAUGUAAUGUGAAUUGUGAAUAUUAAAGGAAUAUAUGUGAUGUUGUGCAA